AUGCAUGAUAGUCAAGAAAAUGGGGACAGAUUGAGUGACUUACCCGACUGUGUUCUCCUUCACAUUUUGUCACAUUUGAAUUCCAUAGAUGCUGUUCAAACGUGUAUUCUAUCCACACGAUGGAAGCAUCUUUGGAAACAUAUUCCUUCGGUUAAAUUGCAUUACUCAAAAUAUUCAACUGUGAAGCGAUUUGACAUAUUCCUUUCUAAGAUGUUGGCACUUCGUGAUAACUCAACUGCAUUGCAGGCUCUGGACAUUGAUCACGGCCUUAUUGAGUCUCAGCUCCUCGAAAACAUUUUAAACUCUGUUUAUUCCCAUAAUAAACACAUCAAGCAAUUACAAAUCAGGGCCAUUGCUCAGGGUUAUCCCAUUCUGAGUUGUGUUUCUUCAUGUAAAGCUCUUACAACUCUUAAGCUUUCACUCUACAAUUUAGGUAGUAGGGAUAAUACAGAAAUUUUAUUUCCAAAAUCUUUGAAUUUGCCUCUAUUGACAAGCUUACAUCUAGAAAAUUUUACCUUUCGCGGAGGUGAAAACGGUUGUGCUGAGCCGUUUUCUCCCUUUACCAAGUUGAAUAGUCUGGUCAUUCGUCAUUCUAAGGUAAAGAAUACACAAAUCCUCAACAUAUCCAAUGAGACACUUGUCGAUUUAGCUAUGCAUUAUAAUUCAUUCAACUUUGCCGAAAUCGAGCUAUCUACUCCAAGUCUUCGUAGGUUUACUUUUCCUGAUAAUCUUGGUCAGAAGAUAUGUGGAAGGGGCCUUUCUUGUGUUAAGCACGUAAAUAUCUAUGCACCGCAGUAUUCAUAUUCCAUGAAGCAUCCUUUUGUUCUAUUAGGCUGCUUGCGUGACUUUGCCAGUGUAGAAUCAUUGAAAGUAACUUCAAUUACUCUUCAGAUUCUCUCCUUAGUCCCUAAUUUAUUGGAAGUUAAGCUGCAUUCUUUGCGUAACUUGAAGUCAUUGGAGGUAGAGCUUAUACCUCUUCAUGAUGAAAUUUUAAUACUAUUUAUGAAGGAUGGUAUGUUAAAGAACGCUAUUUCCAAGUCACUUAUAGAAGUUGCUAAAUUAAGAAAGGCAUUUAAAGCGGGUUUGAAACUACUUCCUAUACCUGAUGGAAUAGUUGACUUCUUGCGACAAAACUCGCCGUCAGCACAAGUUAACAUCACAACAAAGCAGGGGAGUUGUUUUAAUGAUAAGCAGGAAGUUGCAGAAUAUGUAAACUCCCCGAAAAACAUCAGCUAUCCUCAGCAAUUUGUUGGGCCUUCCUGCCUCCUUCUCUGCCUCACCUACUCCCUCUGUUGUGUUAGAAUUAAUUUAUGUUCUCCAAAUCAUUCGAUCUCUAAUAUGUAA
Messenger RNA from Lathyrus sativus (Indian pea), 1344 nucleotides. Lineage: Eukaryota; Viridiplantae; Streptophyta; Magnoliopsida; Fabales; Fabaceae. The record is from the annotation of a GenBank genome assembly.